Molecule: messenger RNA, 492 nt
Organism: Symbiodinium sp. CCMP2456
Lineage: Eukaryota; Dinophyceae; Suessiales; Symbiodiniaceae
Source: the annotation of a GenBank genome assembly
AUGGGACAUGGCUACAAACAUCGAGAAGCCAAAGGAGAGCUCAUCCAAUGGCUGCAGAGAUCCCGCGACGAAGCGUUGUGGGCUCGCUUGACUUCACUGGCAGUCAAGGACUGGCCAGGUUUUGCUCAGCACCUUAAGAAAGCGUGGAGCGCAGCCGGCGGUGAUCCUUACGACCUCCGUUUCCUUGACAACAAGCAGCACGCCGUGCAUGUGUGGCAGACAGUGAACAAGCCUGCUCGGCAGCAGAAACGCGACCCGCGCAGUACAGGUGGACCUCCACCCAGUUUGGAUGACCUCAUGAAUUGGCUUUGGUACUACGAGAAUGACGAGUUCUGGGAAAAGCUCCACACCAGGGACUGGAAGCACUUUGCUGCCAUCCUGCGAGCAGAAUGGGCUAAGGCUGGAACGGGCAAUAGGUACCACUUUCCCAGUUUGCGUCAUCCAUCAAACUGCCGCAUGAUCUAUGAUGUGAUGUUUGGGAAGGAGGCCUAA